Messenger RNA from Nerophis lumbriciformis (worm pipefish), 1189 nucleotides. NCBI's taxonomy places the organism in Eukaryota, Metazoa, Chordata, Actinopteri, Syngnathiformes, Syngnathidae. The record is from RefSeq and is a predicted model, not a curated record.
AUGGCAGCGAGGUGCAAGCCCGUCAUCUCCCCCAGUGGGCCCCACAUCGUGGUCCCCAAGAGGGGCCGGCUGGAGCUUCGUUGCCAUGACAACGCCACCGCGUCCGGGCUGAGGUGGCAGCGGGACAAAGCUCGCCGACUGGAGGGGGAGGCGGAGGAAGGGGGCGUGGCCGUGGUCAAGGUGGCUGCCGUGCAGCCCUACCACAUGGGCCGCUACGUGUGCGUCAACAACAGCACGCGGGAGAGCAGUUCCAUCUACGUCUACGUCAAAGACCCCGCCCACGCCUUCCAGCGCACCAUGGUCAGCGUCAUCCUGUACUGGACCCAGCGCGAGGAAGGCGUUACCGUCGGCAACGCCCAGAAGGACUUUGAGGGAUGCUACGUCUGUGUGGGCCGCAGAGGUGACCUCAACCUGACCUCUGGACACUACACUCUGGACGUGCGGCAAGUUCCAGAGGAGCUCCCGGUCCUCACCUUGUCCCAGAGGGGCAAGGUCAUCUUGCGGAAAGGAGAGAAGUUGGAGCUGACUUGCAGCUCCGCCAACGUCAACCCGGACUUUAAGGUCAGGUGGGACUACCCUUCCACCGCGCACCCAGAGGAGUCCCACAGCUCACACAUCCUGUCCGGUUCUCACGGUUACCACCGGGCCUCCCGGCUCUUCACCGCCUGGGUGGAGGGGCCGGACUCGGGGACGUACCGCUGCUCCGCCCACAACGAGAAAGGCGGCAGCUCGGCGGUGCUCCAGCUGGACGUGUAUGAUAAAGGGUUCAUCACCAUGUUGGGUCUCCCAAGUCCUGCACGGGCUGAUGUUCAAGAGGGCGAGAGUCUGAGUCUCCGAGUGGAGUUCGAUGCCUAUCCUGCUCCGAGAUCCUUGUUCUGGUCUCACAAGAACCAACGACUGCUCAACACCAGCGAGCAUGUCAUCACCGUCCACCAACACACAUACAGGUUCGUCAGCGAGCUGAGACUGGUGAGGGUUCUCGGCUCAGAAGGGGGCGUCUACAAGUUCUUCGCCAGUCAUGAAGACGCAUCUGUGGAACACUUCUUCCAAGUGUAUGUCAACAGUAAGCCAGUCAUCAUCGCCCAGGAAGGACCAGUGGACGGUCAGGUGAAGUGUGUGGCUGCUGGUCAUCCAGUUCCUAAGAUCAGCUGGUACCUCUGUGACCUCCCUCACACCAGGUACUACACGG